GAUUUCCGUAAUUUUGAGAAGAUUUUUUUUUCGUAAUUUUUUAUUCUGCCCCAGCUGAUGUUUGAGCCAGGAUGUCGCGGAGGAAACAAGCGAAGCCUCAGCAUUUCCAAUCCGACCCCGAGCUGGCCUCGAGAUCUCAGCGCAAUGGAGACAUGCAGAAGGGCCAAACAAAUCGAACCACCAAGGCAAAGGAUGCCCACAUCUGUGGCAGAUGCUGUGCCGAGUUCUUUGAACUUUCAGAUCUCCUGCAACACAAGAAGAACUGUACUAAAAAUCAAUUAGUUUUAAUUGUGAAUGAAAAUCCCGUUCGUUCUUCUGAAGCCUUCCCUCCCAGCUCCCCUACUGAUAAUCUCGAUGAACAGAGGAAUGACACAGUGAAUAACAUGGAUCAAGUAGACCGCAGCGACCUUUCCGAGCAGAACAACAGACUUGAGAAGGAAGACUCCAUGGACGUGGAGGCUCCGGGUGUUAACAAGAGCACUAGCGGUAGUCCCCCGAAUGUCGACAAUAGUAAUGCAAGCAGUAACUGUUCCACAAUGGGUACCUCAGCUAUAACAACCUCUCUACCUCAACUAGGGGAUCUGACCAUGCUAGGCAACUUCUCGAUGAUCAACAGCAACGUCAUCAUCGAAAACCUCCAGAGCACAAAAGUGGCGGUCGCGCAGUUCUCCCAGGAAGCCCGGUGCAACGGCGCCUCAGCCACCAAGCUGGCCGUCCCUGCCCUGAUGGAGCAGCUCCUUGCUCUGCAGCAGCAACAGAUCCACCAGCUGCAACUGAUAGAACAAAUCCGUCACCAAAUCUUAUUGCUGGCUUCCCAGAACGCGGACCUGCCGGCCCCUCCCAGCCCAUCGCAGAGUACAUUGCGAACAUCGGCCAACCCCUUGUCCACGUUAAGUUCCCAUUUGUCCCAGCAGCUGGCCGCGGCGGCCGGCUUAGCCCAGAGCCUAGCGAGUCAGUCUGCCAACAUCAGUGGUGUGAAACAGCUCCCCCCUCUACAGCUACCUCAGAGCAAUCCUGGCAACACUCUGGCUCCAUCCAGUAGCGGCUCAUCUCCAAAUAUGAACCCAUCUGCAGCAGCAAUUGUGACACCGUCCUCCGACAAAGUGGCUACAAAUGCUGGUGGCCCGCAGCUCAGCCACCCGCCAGUGACCGCGUCUCCCUCCCCUGUUUUUGCAAUAAGCAGUUUAUUAAGCCCUGUAUCAAACCCUCUUCUACCUCAACCCACCCCUAGCAACUCUGUGUUCCCCAAUCCGUUGUCCAGUCUUGGAACACCUGCGGAGGACUUAAACUCACUGGCUGCUCUGGCCCAGCAGAGGAAAAAUAAGCCCCCCAGCCUGGCCACCUUUGAAGCAAAAAGUUCUUCCGACGAAGCAUUCUUUAAGCAUAAAUGCAGGUUCUGUGCGAAAGUGUUUGGGAGCGACAGUGCCUUGCAGAUCCAUUUACGUUCUCAUACUGGGGAGAGGCCGUUUAAAUGCAACAUCUGUGGAAACCGGUUUUCCACCAAGGGGAACUUAAAGGUCCACUUUCAACGUCAUAAAGAAAAAUACCCCCACAUUCAGAUGAACCCAUACCCGGUGCCAGAGCAUUUGGACAACAUUCCCACGAGUACAGGGAUCCCGUAUGGAAUGUCAAUACCCCCAGAAAAACCUGUAACAAGCUGGCUGGACAGCAAGCCAGUGUUGUCCACUUUGACCACAUCCGUUGGCCUACCUCUCCCACCCACCCUUCCAAGCUUGACUCCUUUCAUCAAAACAGAGGAGCCUCAACCAAUUCCCAUCACUCAUCCAUCUUCUAGCCCUCCGUGUUCUGUCAAAAGCGACUCGGGCUCCAUUGAUCCUGCUGGGAGAAACACAAAUGGCCACUUAGCUGAAGGGGAGGGGGGUGCUUUGCUGUCCUCCAAUGACAAAGCUGAAGAGAGCACUCAGAUGUCCAAUGCCUCUGCUAGUCUGGACAAUUCCAUCACUUCCCCAGCAGCAGAGUUGGGUUCCAACAGUGUGGUCAGUUUCACCAACCCGCUGAUGCCUCUCAUGUCUGAGCAAUUUAAGGCCAAGUUUCCCUUUGGAGGGCUGCUGGACGUAACGCCAGCCUCGGAGACCUCCAAGCUGCAGCAGCUGGUGGAAAACAUAGAUAAAAAGGCAACUGAUCCCAAUGAGUGUAUCAUUUGCCACCGAGUUCUGAGUUGCCAGAGCGCUUUGAAAAUGCACUACCGCACGCACACCGGUGAAAGGCCCUUUAAGUGCAAAAUCUGCGGCCGCGCCUUCACGACGAAGGGGAAUCUGAAGACCCAUUACAGCGUCCACCGUGCCAUGCCUCCCCUGAGAGUGCAACAUUCCUGCCCCAUUUGCCAGAAGAAGUUCACGAAUGCUGUUGUGCUGCAGCAACACAUCCGAAUGCACAUGGGUGGCCAGAUACCCAACACACCUGUGACGGAGAACUAUCCCGAGUCCAUGGAGUCUGACACGGGGUCUUUUGAUGAGAAGAACUUUGAUGACCUGGAUAACUUCUCAGAUGAGAACUUGGAAGACUGUCCUGACAGCAGUGUGCCGGAUACACCUAAAUCCGCUGAUGCAUCUCAAGAUAGUUUAUCUUCUUCCCCAUUGCCACCAGAAAUGUCAAGUAUUGCUGCUUUAGAAAAUCAGAUGAAGAUGAUCAAUGCAGGGCUUGCUGAACAGCUGCAGGCAAGCUUAAAGUCUGUGGAGAAUGGGUCGGUGGAAGGGGACAUAAUGACCAAUGAGUCCUCCUCUGUUGGUGGCGAUAUGGAAAGCCAAAGUGCUGGAAGUCCUGCUGUCUCAGAGUCUACCUCUUCCAUGCAGGCCUUGUCCCCGUCCAACAGCACGAAUGAGUACCACAAACCCCCAAGUGUGGAGGAGAAACCACCAAGAAAUUUAUCAAGCGAGUUUGCCAAUGGUUGGCCGCUGACCCUUGCAAAUGGAGGUGCUUUGGACUUGACAUCAGGCAACCCAGAGAAGCUGAUUAAAGAAGAGUCCUUGAGCAUGUUGUUUCCUUUUCGAGACAGAGGGAAACUUAAGAACACAGCGUGCGACAUUUGUGGAAAAACGUUUGCUUGUCAGAGUGCCUUGGAUAUUCAUUACAGGAGUCAUACCAAAGAGAGACCAUUUAUUUGCACAGUUUGCAAUCGUGGCUUUUCCACAAAGGGUAAUUUGAAGCAGCAUAUGUUGACACAUCAGAUGCGAGACCUACCAUCACAGCUCUUUGAACCCAAUUCAAACGUUGGCCCCAAUCAGAACUCUUCAUCAGUGGUACCCACUAAUUCACUCUCGUCUCUUAUCAAGACUGAGGUCAAUGGUUUUGUCCACUGCUCCCCUCCGGACAGUAAAGAGAUCUCAUCCAGCCUACUUCCUUCGGGGCCUUUGCCACCUUCAGCAACAUCACCCAUAUUGCUUCCAGCUCUGCCCCGAAGGACACCGAAGCAGCACUACUGCAACACGUGUGGAAAAACAUUUUCAUCCUCCAGUGCUUUGCAAAUCCACGAAAGAACACAUACAGGAGAGAAGCCGUUUGCCUGCACUAUAUGUGGAAGAGCUUUCACAACAAAAGGAAACCUUAAGGUUCACAUGGGGACUCAUAUGUGGAACAGCACACCUGCCCGGCGAGGCAGACGGCUUUCUGUGGAUGGCCCCAUGACUUUCCUUGGAAGCAACCCUAUAAAAUUUCCAGACAUGUUUCCAAAAGAUUUGGCUGUGAGGUCGGGAAAUGGAGACCCAUCGAGCUUCUGGAAUCAGUAUGCCGCUGCACUUUCCAAUGGCUUGGCCAUGAAGACGAACGAGAUCUCUGUCAUUCAAAAUGGUGGCAUCCCCCCAAUGGGCAAUGGAAGCAGUUCUCCCAUUAGCGGCUUGACAGGCAGCAUGGAGAAACUCCAGAAUUCAGAACCGAACGCACCUCUAGCUGGUCUGGAGAAAAUGGCAAGCAGCGAGAACGGGACUAACUUCCGUUUUACGCGUUUUGUGGAAGACGGCAAAGAGAUUGUAACGAAUUAGGACUUACGUUACGAACAUUCCUGCAGAUAUUGCAACCUAAGGUUGUGUGUGUGGGGUUUUUUUGUUUUGUUUUUUACUUUGGCAAAUCAACAACACGGCGACAUUAAAAAGACAUCCUUUUGUACCCUGUUCGACAUCUAGAGUUCUAAAACAGCUUAUUUAUUAGUGAUAUAACUUUCUUUUCGUUUUGUUUUUUGGCUUUGCAAACACAUGCAAGCGUUAUUUUUGGUCUUCUGUAUUUUGAACUAAAUACUAAUUGACUUAGAGUGCUGUAACAUUUAUGGCAACGCAAGUCUGUUCAGCUACGUGGUUUCCUUCUGGCAUUUAACUUAUUUUCUAUAUCCAGUUUAACAUAAACUUUGGGUGGUAAUUCAAUGACUCCAUCGUUCAUUUCUCACACAUUCUCUCUCUCUCAGAACAAAAUCUGUAUAUGUGUAUUCUUCAAUCCCAUUGGAAAUUUUUAUCGGCAAAUACGUUGUUUAAUUCUCCAAACAAAUUUGCGCAGAGGAUUGAAAAUGGGCCAUAUAAAAUUGAACCAUAUGCAUCCUUCACUACAGGCUCAGUUGUUUGUUUUUUGAGGGUUUUAAUUUUUAUUCUAAAAUUUAAAAAAAAGUUCAUUUUUUCAGGGGGGUAGAUUUUAACUUUCUUUUCUCCCCUUUUGGAAUUGUCCUUUGUAUUGUGCUUUUUACUGGAGUCGUCUUAGAUGUUAAAAAGUUUCUGUACAGUAAAUAAGCACGCAGGUGAUUAGAGGCGAUCCAAAAGUGUUGUUUUUGGUAGUUUGGAAACCUUUUGCCUUGUAGGUAUAUUAACUUUAGGAGAAAAGUGCUGGACUUUGUGCUGCUAUAAAAGGCAUCUUGAACAAACUUCCAUGGACAAAUUUAGAUGCUCUUGUACAUAUGACGAGAAAUAUUGAGUUCAUUAAAAUGUACAUAUGUUCCCAA
Molecule: messenger RNA, 4939 nt
Organism: Varanus komodoensis (Komodo dragon)
Lineage: Eukaryota; Metazoa; Chordata; Lepidosauria; Squamata; Varanidae
Gene: SALL1
Product: spalt like transcription factor 1
Exons: 3
Coding region: 72-3998 (1308 amino acids)
Biological process (GO): regulation of transcription by RNA polymerase II
Cellular component (GO): nucleus
Molecular function (GO): DNA-binding transcription factor activity, RNA polymerase II-specific; RNA polymerase II cis-regulatory region sequence-specific DNA binding
Source: RefSeq, a predicted model, not a curated record